AUGAGUACACCAUCACCAACGAGUUGGGAAAUACCCACAAGAUUUCUUGACGGGCAUCCAGGCUUUACGGCAUCGCCAUUUAAACAUGAAGGUGUUUGGGCAGCCUACUCAUUUGAUAUGAAGAAUUGGUUAUUGUUAUUAUUACUGGUGGUUGCAGGAUGGACUUAUCUUGCUUUGGCUGCAGAUGAAGAUACCGAUAACGUUCCAGAGGAAGUUCAAGAAUCUAAUCCAGAACCAGAAUCGGAACCUUCUACACCGAAAUUGGUUGCUAUGCAUGCAAAUACGACUCAAGCACCUGUCCAAGCACCUCCUGAACCGGAAGCGGAAACCAAAGGGAACGAUGAUAAUGGUGCUGCCACUUCUGGAUUAGCUAUGAUUGCCAUGUUUACUUCUCUAGCGGCAUCCCUACAAUUAUUUUUAUAACACCGUUGUUUGCCAUUUGUCUAACCAAACACAUUGCAUUCUAAAUUGUAUUUGAGACCAACAAUUAUUCAUUCACUUUUCGGUCAUUAAAUUGAAAGUAAUACAAGGGAGGUAAUCACAUUGAGAAUUUUGAUCCAUUGAGUUGGCUUUGCAAUAGUACAUCAUUGUUAAAUACCAUGUAUAAUGUAUUUCCAUUGCUUUUUAGUGUGUAAGCUGGUCCUUGACUUGUAUAUAGCCUAGCCCUUAAUAUUAUCUUGUGUGGAAAAAAUGUUAUAAUCAUAGCGGAAGCAAGGGUUGCAUAGUUUGAUAAAUUUCAUUUGUCAACCUCUAUGGCAGCGGUUCGAAACAAAGUUCCGGGUGACACUCCUCUGAAUGAACAUGAUAGUGGCAUAUAGACAACAGAGAGCAUCAGCAAGGUAGUGAAAAUGGUUUUCAUUGUUCAAGGCAUCUUCACAAUGUCAAGCUAUUACGAACUUCGUCUUCUACUUUGAAUGCAAUAAACACCUUUCUUGUAUCAUGGAAUGCAGCGAUUUGAUUUAAUUUUACCUUCAAGGUAUAAUGAAGCUUGCCAUUAUGAAGAUGUGUUCAGUACUACUCUGUUUCAAGACUUAACGUACACAACUCAGAAAUUAAACUCAUUUGGUUGUGAUGUAUUUAACACUAUUUAAUGUAUCUAAUAUCAUGUUCAUUCAUGACAAACGAAGGCCCAUAUUUCAAUUUGCUCAACGCAUGUCUCAAGGUUGUGUUCAUUUGAUCAUAUAUUAGAAUAAUUUAUCUAUUUAUUAUGUAAAAUAAGCGUUGUGAAGCUUUUUUUGUUAAUGAUCCAUAUAGCCGUGUCAUAGAGUGAUGAACUUUCAAAGUUCGGACGGACACAAGAUGCUUCGCGGAUCAUUAAUAAUAUUAAGUAUAUUAUACUUCUUUUAGUGGCGCCAAUACAACUGAGGUAGGAGGAGGCGAACUGGAUUUAGUCACAUUUAAAAUUAUAGUCUUCCAAAUUUACAUUUAUAGAUUCUUUCACAAUUCUUUUUUCAACACUCGAGUUAUUAAGCAUCCAAUAAAGGACUGCUAUACAAAUAAUGUAAAGGCAAAUAUGCUCAUUGCUUCAUUGGGAGAAACAGAAAGAGGCACCAAGCGCUUGUAUAAGGAUCUAACAUUACUGUGCAGCACCGUCAAAGAAUGUCAAUCCAUAACCAGAUGAUGCAGCAAAUGAUGAACGUCUACGUUCUGAAUACCUAAUUCUGCAAUCAAGGUUAAGAGUGGAGCAAAGAGUAUUUUUAGAGACUUUUCUGUCUUUGAUGACCUAUGCUCCGUUUGAAAACGUCUUACGUUGUUUGUGAAAAAAAAUUACAUGUAUCAAUCCAAUUUACUAUAAAUUUUGAUAUUAAGAUGUUUUUGAAACCUCGGGCUAAACGCCACACUUUAUUUGUAUUUUGUGAAUCACAGUUUUUGUAGCAAUGUAGUAACUAUAGUAUUUUAAUAAAAUAAUAGUCAUAGA
This is a messenger RNA of Lottia gigantea (owl limpet), 1918 nucleotides long. RefSeq lists its product as hypothetical. Bases 1 to 423 code for a protein of 140 amino acids. The transcript is spliced from 3 exons. Lineage: Eukaryota; Metazoa; Mollusca; Gastropoda; Lottiidae. The record is from RefSeq and is a predicted model, not a curated record.